This is a messenger RNA of Daphnia carinata, 1456 nucleotides long. RefSeq lists its product as uncharacterized. The record is from RefSeq and is a predicted model, not a curated record. NCBI's taxonomy places the organism in Eukaryota, Metazoa, Arthropoda, Branchiopoda, Diplostraca, Daphniidae. The transcript is spliced from 10 exons. The coding region runs from base 81 to 1445 and encodes 454 amino acids.
UUGUUUAAGUAACGCGUUUUUUUCACGUACAGUAUGUUUUCGAGAUUUCUUGUGUAUUGACUUGCAUUUUUCUGUUAGCCAUGUCACUCCUUGAACGUGUUGAACGUUGGCGAUUGCAGCUGAUCGUGAUCCUCUUCAUCAUCUCCUCGACAUGUGCCGAAGAGUAUCGGAUCGUCACGACGUGGGACAACAGGACAAUCGAUCAUCAGGAUCGACCUGUUGUCAUCCGGCUGGAACGUCAUGACAUGUCGGCCUUUAAAAUUUCCGUCGAUGCCCCGUUUUUCAACGAUCCACCUAAUCCUAAUGGCACAGUAGGCGAGCCAUUUUUCACAUUGUGGGAUUACGAAGUGGUGGAGGUGUUUUUCCUUAACGACAAGAAUCAGUACGUUGAAAUCGAAUUAUGCCCGUGGGGACAGCAUAUCGUGUUAUUGUUGAACGGGCAGCGUAAUACGAUACGACACAGUUUGUUUAUCGAGUUUACGGCCACUCGCAACAGUACGCAUUGGCAAGGUGUGGCCUUUAUUCCCGUUGAGUUCCUGCCGCCGAACGUGACAGAGAUGAACGCCUAUGCCAUUCACGGCUCUGGUGCAAACCGCGUUUACGAGUCGCUUUAUCCAGUUGCGUUCAACUCGACGGCCGGGGCAGAUUUUCAUAAUCUUGCUGCUUUUAAACCGUUCGAUGUGGGCAUUAUCGUCGAGGAUGCAGUCGUUAAAUAUUCUGAGACUUGGGUUGAUUCAUUCACAGGGAUGCGGAGAUUGGGAAUCAAACACACCUGGAACGGGACGUUGCUUAAUUCGAAUGACGCUGUUGAACUGGAGCUUGAAACUAAGUCUGGUCGUGGGUUGAUUGUGAGAAUUGAAGCUCCUCGUUACGGCGAUGCUCUGCCUCCAGGUCCGAGUGGUUGGCCGUUUGAUGGUCUUUCGUCUUUCGAAGUUGUCCAUCUCCUUUUGCUGGGCGAAGGUGAUGCAACGGCUCUUGAACUUCAAUUUGGACCGACGGGCCAUUAUGCUGUGGUCUUUUGGACGAACCGUACAAAGUUGGGCGAUUUAGGACGAGAAAUGACGUAUGUAACGAACGAUUUCAAUUCCGAACGUUGGAAAGGGGAAGCUUUCAUCCCUCUCGCUUAUCUUCCUCCACGGGUUUAUAAAUGCAACGCCCAUUCGGCUCACGGUCCGCAAGGCAAUCAACGUCAAAUUAACAGUUUAUACCCGUCCAAGUCGAACGAACUCCGUCCAGAUUUCCAAAAUUAUGGUGAUUAUAAAGCCAUUGAUAUGACGAUGAUUUACCCGGGCAACGACGACGUUACUUGCUCUGAUGUCUGGGCGGACAACGUCAACUGCCGGCCAGAGCCGCCGCUCCCUUCCGCUGCCGGUCACGCACCCAUUGGCCAUUACGUACUUCUCUUGAUUACAGCGUUUGUUUCAACGUUUAAAACGGUCGCUUAAAUGAUUUAAAA